AUGGCUCUCUCAACACACGCCGUCGCUUCCAUCCGCCGCUACUCAACGUCCAUCCCGCGCGACCCGCAUUACCGCCUCAAGGCUACGCUGGCGACCGGCUACGUCGUGUCUGCACUCGCACUCCCGUUUGUGCCGCCGCUGCUGGAGACCAGGCGGGCCAAGGCCGAUGGAAGUUAUCUGACGAGGGAGAACGUGUAUUGCUCGAGCCAGUUUCAUCAGUGUGCUCAUUGA
Molecule: messenger RNA, 231 nt
Organism: Boeremia exigua
Lineage: Eukaryota; Fungi; Ascomycota; Dothideomycetes; Pleosporales; Didymellaceae
Exons: 2
Coding region: 1-231 (76 amino acids)
Source: RefSeq, a predicted model, not a curated record